CGAAUCGUGCCCUAAUUACAAGCUCGGUUCGCCGAGUAGUGCGUUGCUAGUCUGGUUGCGGCGAUGUCGGCUGCAGCAGCAGUAGCUGACGGGCGGAAAAAGCGAAAGAACCACCACAAUGGAGUAGCUGAUGAGUCCGUCGCCCCAUCCCGGUUGCAUGGCGUGACGAGCGGCCGCGAGGACGCUGAUGUGCUGCUCAAGGAGAUCUCUGGAUGCAUGGACGGCCUGCGAGGAGCGGUCAAGACGGCAGCAGCCGCGGCAGAAGGCAAAACAGAGAAGCUGGCGGGGGAGAUCAAGCAGAUGAUCACGUCGAACGGCGGCACGGUUUAUCCGCAGCAGACGAGCGGCAAGCUGAAGCUCAAUGUGGGCGGCACCGUUUUGUCCAUCCCGGUGUCGUCCCUCCUGCAGCCCAAGGUGAAGAGGACCUUCCUCUCCACCCUGCUGCUCCACUUCACGGACGCGCUGCCCAAGGACACCAACAAGGUGCCCUACCUCGAGAUGCACCCGCCCUACUUCCGCUGGCUGCGCAACCAGCUGGCGCUGCUCGAGAGCCCCCACAUCAGCGAGAUAAAACUCCUCCCUCCCAAGAGCGACGACCCAUCCCAUGCCGAGUACCACUCUCUGUUCAUGCAGAAGCUGGGCAGCGACAUCGAGGAGCAGCCACAGGCGCCGAGCACGUCGGCUGCAGCAGCUGCUGCUGCAGCGGCGGGAGGGAAUGGCGAGAUGGCCGAUGCGGGUGGAGGCGGGUCGGAUGAGCUGAUUCUGUUGGACGACUCCACGUCUGAGGAGGAGAGCGACGAGGGCGGGGAGGGUGGGGCGAGGGAGGCGUUUAGGGAGAUAGACCAGUACGUGAGGCGGUACAAGGGCCUCGUCAGUGCACUGCGGAAGCAGAAGGAGAAGAUGGAGGCGUUCCUGUCGGCGAUGCGGCCGUUCGUCAAGGGGGAGAGUAGCGACGAGGAUGUGGAGGUGAUGACGCUGAGCGUCAACGACGAGGAUGUGUCGGUCCUCCGCCGCACCGUCGCGCCACUCGGAGCCGGCCAUGCCCUCGUCAAACGCUACGACAAGUAGGAAGGCAUGGGAGGGAAGGACCGAACUAAAGAAACAUAUGUACAUGUGUGUGUAUCCUUGUAUGUGCUGCUGCAGGGACAAGUGGCCCGAUCAGGAUGUGCAUCAGACGUCCGACGAAUUCCUCCAACUCAUCGUCGACUUCGCGCGCCGGCUGACAUGCAUACCAGACGGGCGAUUUGUGCAUCCUCCGGUCGUGGCGCAACACGACAAGGAGAUAUUUGCUGUGGAGCUCGGCAUGUACGGCCUCAGUACGGUGCCGACCGUGGUGGGCGGGGCGGCGGAGGCCUCCACGGUCAUCAGGACGGCUGACGAGUGGCUGCAGGUGAUGAAGAUGACGAACAAGAAGAUCGCCGUGCCUCCAUCGCUGCUAUACAAGUGAGACCGACUGCUGACACAGAGACGGGCAGAACGGACGACAAGCCAUGAAUCUAAUUGCGUCAUCCACGCAGGGGCAGCCGCGACACGUAUGUGUUCCCCAAGAUGCUCGAGUGUGUCGAGAGCAAGAGCGGCCUGCUCUUCGCCCUCCGAGAUGGCGACACUCACCGAUUCGGCUGCUUCAUCGACGGCCCCCUCACGCCGCCUGACGACCCCACAGAUUUCCACAAGUACAAGGUGCCCGUCUUCUUCUACUCGCUCAGCGGCGCGUAUGAUGCGCCGACCAAGAUCGAGCCGCCCGAGGGGAGGCAGAGGGCAACUUGGCAGAGGGUGACGGUCGCCGGCACACAGGGGGCGGUGAAGGACUGUAAGGGCGAGCCGACUGCGAACGUGAGCAUCGCUUGCGGUCGUCUCUGGCUGGGGUAUGCCGAUCCUGGUCCUGCGGCCGACCUCAGCAGCUGCCAGCAGGGAAUCGAAAAGAAGCAUCUACUGGCAGCAGGGGAAUACAGGGGGAAGGUCAAGCAUGGCGAUGGGCCACUCGCCCAGCAGCAAGACUUCACGUGCAGCGAGAUGGAAGUAUGGCACAUCAAGGAGGUAAGGCGCGCGCCAGCAGGACGCAUGCCAUGGUGGCUGUCAUGUGGAGCCCUCUAUGGAUGUGCCUGUGCAUAUGUUUUGUAGGUGGUGAGUGGCUGA
Molecule: messenger RNA, 2136 nt
Organism: Vitrella brassicaformis
Lineage: Eukaryota; Vitrellaceae
Source: the annotation of a GenBank genome assembly